GCUUUUUCCUACUUUGAUUGACGCAUAUAUUUUCCAUAAAAUUUAAAAAUAAGAUGAAGUUUGUUUAUCACUCUCCACUUUUAAAAGAUGACAUAUGAUUUUUUUCCAUUAAAACCAGACACGAGGAUGAAAAUUCCGGUUCUCUUUUUAUUUCAGUUUAUUUUCUCCUGUGGUUCUCGUUCCAUGACGCCAACCGUUUCAGUUGAAUUAAAUGAAGUAAAGUGGUGUCUUAGAGAUGCACUUGUAAUUCAAAAUGAAUUGACUGAACAACGCUGCCCUUACGACAAGAUUCAAAAAGGUGUGAACUGCACAAUGCACUGCAAAGGAACGUUUAUAGCGAACAACUCCCUGUAUGAUGAAGAGAAAAUCUGUGUGAACUUCACACUUAAUUUACCUAUGCUUACAAAUCUUCAUGAGAAUACACCUCCAACUUUCCAUAAAAAAUAUUGUAAUAUAUCAAAGUGCAUAUAUGACUGGUUCUCUGUAACAUGUGCUUUUCCGAAACAAACAGAUAUUGGAAGUGAAAUUGGUAGUGCAGACAUAAAUAUGAACAGUGAAAUACAGGAAUAUGAACAAAAGUACUUAUUAGUGGCUUUUGCUUGUGUGGUAGCGGGUUGUAUGAUUGGAGUAUUGUUAACAUUGACUGGUCGUCGCUGCACCAAUCAUAGACGAACAUCACCAUCAUCUGCCGAUCAAGACCAGACAAUCCAGAGAACCGGAGAUUCAAUAGAUAACCUUUAUAUGUACUGCGAUAUAGAAGAUACUGCAAGGAUAUCAGAAAAAGGAGUUCAAGUACCAUCACUUAAAGACAAGAGUCCAUCAAGUAUGCGAUCAGGUACCUCCAAUGUUUAUCGUCUUCUGAAUGAAAAAGAGAGUCCUAUUGAUUCCCUGACAUCCACUGUAGGAACAACGUCACGUGGAGGAAGUACAUCAGAAGAUAAUUGUCAUAACACAAGUUUGAGAGAAAAGAACUCGGCAGCUAAAACGAGCACUGUGGAACAGGCAUUUGAAACAGGAAAUGAAAAUAGAAAUUAUUUUCAACUUGAAAUGAAACCAGAAGAUAGUCUAGAUAUUUGAGAGGUCUAUUGGGUUUUAAUUUUUUUUUAAUAUUGCAGAAAUGUUUUGCCUUAUUUACAAUGCCCUGUAUUUUUGUAUCCUUGCAAGGCGUUAUUUUGUAUUUUUUAAAAUUCUCUAAUUAUACUUUUAUAGUAACGACCUUCUAAACAUGUAUUAGUUGAGUCAUUGUUUGUUUGUAUUGCUUAUAUGAUGA
Molecule: messenger RNA, 1270 nt
Organism: Saccostrea cuccullata (small rock oyster)
Lineage: Eukaryota; Metazoa; Mollusca; Bivalvia; Ostreida; Ostreidae
Exons: 8
Coding region: 88-1077 (329 amino acids)
Source: RefSeq, a predicted model, not a curated record